Molecule: messenger RNA, 1127 nt
Organism: Mizuhopecten yessoensis (Yesso scallop)
Lineage: Eukaryota; Metazoa; Mollusca; Bivalvia; Pectinida; Pectinidae
Exons: 4
Coding region: 140-1033 (297 amino acids)
Biological process (GO): immune response
Cellular component (GO): membrane
Molecular function (GO): tumor necrosis factor receptor binding
Source: RefSeq, a predicted model, not a curated record
CAAAAGCACAUGCAAUAUACCGUAACUGAAAUAUUGUUAUUAUAUACAUAGUGUUACAUUGUUUAAACUGCUAGGAAGCCAUAUUAUGGAAUUACCCAGUUCAAACCGAAAGUAGGACUGUACCAGCGUUCAUAUCAAUAUGGCGGCCCUCGAAAACGAAUACGCUGAUAUGUUAGGAGCAAAUCGCGACAAGCCAGCCGAUCAGCGCUUUGAUAAAGUAUGGAAGAAUGGCUUCAUAUUAACCGUGGUGGCCAAUAUACUGGCCCUGUCUAGUCUGGUGUUCCUCCAUGUCUACAGCCAGGUGGUAGAGCACGGUGAACCGGACCUAGACAGUCUGUUACUGUCCGAGGAUCUCUGUAUCCCUUGUCAGGAGGAGACCGCCUUGUUCGACUACAGAGUGAAGACACAGUCCGGCAAACACCUGUGUUGUUACAACAACACCGACAUACAGCGAGCUGUUAAACUUAUGUUGAAGGAGGAAAGACGGUUCAAUACUGAAUUCAAUGAUGGUCAGAAUUACAAGCCACGCGAUUUUAAGUUAGAAACUAAAGAGGAUCUAUCCUGGUGGAAGAGUCGGCCUUCAGCAGCUCAUCUGCAUCUUGAUACCACAGCGAGUAACCUUACGAGAAUGAGAUGGAGACAUCAUUCGGACUUCGUGACGUCUUUUGUGUCUGAGGGAAUCAAGGUCAUCAAUGGAACAAAGAUUCAGGUGUCCGAUAGGGGAAUGUACUUCAUAUACUCCACUAUUUCUGUGGAGUUCAGCAAGCUGAGCAAGGGUCAACCCAACACCGGCAAAAGCUUUUACCACAAUAUACAGAAGAGCAACUCGAAGCUGCCAAAAACUGGGGCCACGAUUCAAAUGAUGCGAAAGUAUGGAGGGGUCCCGGACAAAGAAACAGACAAGCUCUACACCAGUUUCCUGUGUGGAGCUCUGUUUCUGAAAGAUGGGGACCAGUUAGCUUCAGUAUUUGACACGCCCCCACUGAUUUAUAAAUUUCCAUAUGCAAACUAUUUCGGAAUAUUUAAACUGUGAGGUACUGUUUUCAGAGAAAUGUAAAUCUCAAUUUAAAAGUUUGUCCUGAGCUAAAACUCCGUUGUAUGUAACAAACAAGAUAACGCGCCGAGUA